Molecule: messenger RNA, 2073 nt
Organism: Oryzias latipes (Japanese medaka)
Lineage: Eukaryota; Metazoa; Chordata; Actinopteri; Beloniformes; Adrianichthyidae
Gene: prr19
Product: proline rich 19
Source: RefSeq, a predicted model, not a curated record
UUCAUGCACGUGUGCUUCAUGGGUCAACGUUGCAACAGACGUUAAAGUUUUUGCAAGAGCUGUUUGCAGCAUGAGCCACGUGUGUGGCAGGCCAACAUCAGAAAAGGUCCUAAAUGUUACCCAGAAACAGCCACAGUGUCACCCAGCCAAAUCUCUGGACUCUAAAUAUUUCCACCAAUGCAGUGAGUCACAAAGCCAGCACAAAUUAAAAAGGCUAAAAACCCGCAAGGAGCGAAGUCAAAUGACAGGAGGUCGGAAACAGACCAGAUCAUGUCACCGACAUUGCCGCUGCCAAAGCAGGAGAGAUGUAACACAUUGUCAGAACUGCAGUCAUAACAGCUGUCACUUCACUUCAAGGAGAAGUACUCCAAUUCUGAGUGCUGUGCCUACAGCUCAGGAGCCCAGCAUCAUCACUGACAGCCGCCUUAUAGGACGCCCCGGUCUGUUCAGCCAUGAAAUAAAGUCCAUUGAUAUUGAACGGUUGCUAAGUGAGCAGAGCAAGUGUGAAAAAAGAGGGGAGAAAGUGAAGAAAAUGAACAAUGAGACUUUGCUUCUGUCCUCAUCAUCUCAUGUUUCUGCUCCACUUCCUAAAGAGGAUUUGUUUGCUGCUGAUGCCAAUGGCGAGGCAUCGUUGAUAAACAAAGCAGACUCUCCUGAAAAGAGCCAAUAUGUAUUUGUAGAGGCACAAGAGAAAAAUCCUCAGUUUAAGGGUCAUGGAUCCGAUGUCACACCAGAACUGAGACCACAGCAGCAGAAUGAUGUGUCAGCUGCUGGUCUAAAUGCUAUUUCCUCACCAAAGCCCAGCAUGCACGCUGUAGAAACUUUCACCAACGCCAACAAUACCAUCUCUGAAAAAGACAAAGAACUCAAUUCUGGGCUUGAGCUUCCUCAAAAGAACCAGGACAGCCAAACUCAAACAGAAAGUAGUAACCCAAAUUCACUUCUGGACUCCAGUUCAGCAGCCGGUGGAACGUUCGACAUGCAGCAUGGAAGGCAGGAUUCUGAGAAUGUGUCAAAGUCUGUCAGAGCGCUGGCAGCACGUCUCUGUGAAUCUCUUCGUUUUCCACUGAUGAAGAAGAGGAACCUGCUGGCAGAGUGCAGGAAGGUGCUGCUGAAGUCGCUGCAGGAGAGUCAUGGACCCUGGCUGCAAGAAAACCUCAAAGCAGUGCAGCAGUGCAUGAACCUGCAUCCCAGAACAGUCUUCCAGGAGAACAGGGAGGCUUUGAUGGAGGAAAGGCAACUUUUAUGUGCAGACAAAUCAGACAGUCUGACUGACAAUAAACAUUUAAACCUCCAUUGGAUCUCCAGUCCGCAACCACAGCAGCGUCUGCAACAGACUGCUGAUUGGUUUGCAACUCCUAUGAAUACCUUCAUGAAGCCUUUGGAGGAAACCCCCAGACUGCAGUUUUGUCCUCGGUUUAACUUGGAUUUUGAGCCAUCUGGGAUCUCAAAUAACGACUUGUUUCCUCACUCUCCCAACGUAUUUCAAAGAGAAACGGUGUCAACCUCCGAAGAUUGGGAACGUUUUUUCACCAGGUCAAGACUUGAAGAGACUUUUCAGUUUAAUUGCUUUGAAAGCAGCUUUCCUAACCACACUUUAGAGGCUAGAAUGGGAAGCUGUGAACCUGAACGCUGCAGCAGCAGCAUCCUUCCCUACCGAGCACAGCUGCUGGAUGCAGGAGAGCCAGAGCUCUUUCCAAAAGAACCAGACCAUUUUGGAAUGGAUUCCUUUCCUGCCCACAUUUCCCCUCCUUCUCACAGCAGACACUUCCAGCCCUUCAGGCGGUGCAGAGAGCCUUCGCCCUCUCCAGCGCCUAGCUCCGAUUACACCGAUAUGAGACAUUACCCUCCAUCUUACAUGCUUGAGAGAAGCCCAGGGCCUCCUCAUACCUCUUCUUUUCCCAGUCCUGAGCACUGGUCCUUUCCUCCAAUGAGACUGUACUAAAGUGUGCUGGAGCGCCAUCUAGAGACAAGUCUGUGAACAUCUUUUUUGGUGUUUGUACGACAAACUCUCCAUGCUUGCUUUUGCUUUGAAGUUUACUUUAAACUGAAAUAAAGGACAAAGAACAAUAA